CGCUGACCUUAGAUAAUUGACCAACUUAGCGCAAUAGUUGACUAACUAGCGUGUUGACAUUGAGGUGGGUUCUGAUUUGUACUAUAUCAGGUUUCGGAAGCGAAGAUUGCACUGAGAAGUCCUUAAUAAGUAGAAAUAACUCUCACAGCAAAGGCUCGAGUCACAACCAGUUAAACUUGGGGUAUUAAACUCUGUAUCAGUAAAGAUCCAUAAACUGUUAGCAUGUAACGGAUAUUAAAAUGAACGGAGAAACUUCCGUCUAAACUGAGUUGUUUGUCGUGCCGUCACACACCAUUGUAUAUUUCAAUGACGGAAAUUGAAAUUAACAGUGAUCUGAGUGGCGAUCAGAACCGUCCAGAACGUACUUAUGAGGAACAAAUACAAUGUGUAGGUGUGUUCGCCCAGCCUGUGGCUUCAAAAAAAUUAACAAAGCGUUUGUAUAAACUCGCUCGGAAAGCUAAACGUGUCAAGAAAACAGAUGUCGGAAUCAAAGCAAUCUUAAAAGCUAUAGAAAAGAAAGGUGUAUCUGGUAUCGUCGUAUUAGCUGGUGAUAUUAGCCCGUUUGAUCUGAUAUCCCAUGUGCCAUUGGUGUGUGAGGAGCACGACAUACCUUACUGCUAUGUUCCGUCAAAGUUUGACCUCGGUGCAUGUGUAUCUUCAGUUACCCCUAUACCUAUUGUUUUCAUAACACGGGAUGAACAGUAUGGUGAUUUGUAUGACAAGUGUUACACUGCGGUUGACGCAUUACCUCUUCCUUUAUAAAAUCCCUGUAAACAAAAAGCAGUAUUCCUUCAAUAAAAAUAUUAUUGCAUUUAUUCUUCUGA
Schistosoma spindalis is the source of this 824-nucleotide messenger RNA. NCBI's taxonomy places the organism in Eukaryota, Metazoa, Platyhelminthes, Trematoda, Strigeidida, Schistosomatidae. The record is from the annotation of a GenBank genome assembly.